AAACGCGAAGCAUAAAAACAGGGCUAUUAACAGAAAAUCCAUUGCAACUGUGUCUUUCGUUUCUUCUCUUUCUCUCUCUACACACUCUUUCUCUCUCAUGGGGUUUUGCCGUCACAGAUCUUCCUUCCAAAUCAUACACUUCAUCGAAUAAUUUAAUCGGAUUAAACUGGCCCUACGCCGUCGCUUCCAUGGCUCCACCGCAUAAUCAACCAACUCAGUUACGCUUAUCGUUGCCGUUGUCGUUUUCCGCCGAGCCUCGUCGUCGCCGCUGCUCCAAAGCACAAAUGUGCUUCUUCAAGAUUCUUAACAUAAUUUCCGUUUUCCCAACCGUCGAUGUAACGGAUAACAACUGUUCAAGCCAUCGUGAGGAGAUUUGUGAAAAUAAAGGGUUUGCUGUUGACCGUCCUCCGACCAAGAUUGAGCCUUUUGAGGCUCCAGCGACGGUAGACAAUGAAAAUUGCGUGUUCGAGAAGAAUGAUCGGAGCAAAAGCGAAUCCUUUGUUGCGGAGGAAUCAGAGUUGGCGGUUGAGGAGGAGAGAGCGACGGAGCACUCGGAGAUCUCGCAUGUAGGAGAUCAGAGCUCGGGAAUCGAUUACAAUGGAGCCUCGGAAGUAGUAGUAGCAGUAGUAAAAGAAGAAGAACAUAGAGAUGAAGGAUAUUUAGGUCUGUUAAUCGAAGCGGCGCAAUUGAUUCUCGGCGACGAGAAAAAACCGGCGGCAAGAAGCAAACAAGUGGAGGCAUCGACGGCGGCAAGAGGAGGAGCGAAAAGGAAGCAGCAAUGUUGGACGGCGGCGACAGAAGCGGAAUGGUACGCGGAGUUCGAGGACACAUCGCCGGUUGUGAAAUCAAAGCGAGGGAGGAAUCAGGUGUUGCCGUAUAAGUACAGAGAUUCGGUGGUGGAGCCGUUGGUACGGUGGACGUCGUCGUCGACUCAUAGAUCAAUCUCAAAAGCAGCAGUCCCUUCGAAACGAAGGUCAAAAUAGGAAAUAUCCACACAACAGAUGUAAGCAAGUCAAAAAGUAGGGAGUGAAGUGUAUUUUGGCAAUGCUUAUGAAAAUUAAUAAAAAAAUCUAGCUUUGAAAUUUUGGUAA
Lactuca sativa (garden lettuce) is the source of this 1091-nucleotide messenger RNA. The record is from RefSeq and is a predicted model, not a curated record. Lineage: Eukaryota; Viridiplantae; Streptophyta; Magnoliopsida; Asterales; Asteraceae.